This is a messenger RNA of Aspergillus aculeatus ATCC 16872, 1938 nucleotides long. RefSeq lists its product as uncharacterized. NCBI's taxonomy places the organism in Eukaryota, Fungi, Ascomycota, Eurotiomycetes, Eurotiales, Aspergillaceae. Bases 1 to 1938 code for a protein of 645 amino acids. The record is from RefSeq and is a predicted model, not a curated record. The transcript has a single exon.
AUGUCCCACGAACUGUCUUACUAUCGGCCAUCUACCCCUCCUGCGAUGCAGUUGCAAGGAUCUAUCGGCGCGAGCCAUAGCCGCCACGCAUCCGACUCUUCUCUGUACUCUAAUAGUUCCUCACCAUGGUCAGCUGUCACUGUGGCGACGAGUCCUAUCAUCAGCUCACCUCCGCGGCAUCACCACGGUCCUGCCCUGCUACCCAAGAUCAGGCCGCAGGAUGUAGUGAUUGAGCCAACAUCUACCAGUGGACCGCCCCGUCAGCGUCGUGUUCUCUCCAACACACGCAACCCUCCGGGUGCUCUACCAAUGAUCCCCACCUCACGGUCUAGCCAGCGGGCCACGGCGUCGGAAUAUCUCGGAUUGUCUUCGCCUGCUUCGGUUCCACCGAUGUACAAGACACAGAACGGCCCAGCUCUGUCAUCGCCCGUGAGUCUGACGCCAUCGUACAAGCGCAAAGCCGUUGGCGGCCACUCUCGAUCGGUAUCCACAUCUAUCAUCGAUGAAGCGAAAGUGGGCCGGUAUGGGUCUUCACCUUACCGGCAAGUUACCAGGUGCUCUGUCCAGCCUCAGGGUGCACUCACCGCGCCCAUUACGCCAGUCACCCCGAAUAUCGUAGUGUAUCCAGCUUAUGCUGAGCAUUCACCCGCUGAGCCAACCCAUCUUCGAACCUGGCCGCCCGCUCAGAUCCCGAUGCCGUUGAUGCUGCCGGGUUCACCCUACAGCUGCACGCGAACGUCAAGUGCUCAAUGCUCGCCCGUUGGAUCUUUUCACCAGAUGGAAGAGGAAUCGACCACGCUACUUUCCUACCUUACGGCACCCACUCAGGCGAUAAAUCUCGUUCGCAAUGUGAGCGUGAUCCCGACACGAGGGCUGCACGACUACUUCUGGUGGGAUAUCCGCAACCUGCGUAGCUGGUCGUCGUUCUCCCUGGAAACCAUCAACCAAGUGGAUGGACUCUCGAAGCUUCUCAAAACAGCGAUCCCCUCACAAUUCACCCCGGUGAACGUCCUGCCCAGCUCGCACCUGUCUCCCGACUCAGAGGCCGGCCUGAUCAAUGUGCUAAGAGACAUCUACGCUCCUCGCGUGAACGCGGCGCUGGCGGUAUCGCAGGGCCCUGAGCAUCUGACGCUGUACGAUGCUCCCAUCCCACGGGUAUCGGGCAACAAAAACUACGGAGGUCCGCAUUUCCUUGCCAACUACGCCUCCGACACCGAACGGACCAGCUCCGGCCUUCCGCGAGGGCGACUUGUGGGGAUCGUGAAGACCUUUGAUCGGUGGAACACGGGGAUGCGCAACGAAGCGCCGCACCGCCGGGUGGAGUAUUUGAACGGCCUGGCGCAUCUGCAGCGGUGCAUGCGGGAGCAUUCGUGCCGGUACGGCUUCAUUCUGACCGAGAUUGAGCUCGUCUGCGUCCGAGCCGGCUGCGACGAGGGGGACGAUGUGCCGUACUUUGGAUAUUUGGAGCUGUCUGCGCCUAUCCCUACCAAGCUCGCCGCUAGCCAGUCGCGUGAGACGGACUACCAUAUGGACCGAUGCACCUAUCCGCAUUCCCCGGCCCCGUCCAGCGACAGCUCCUUGGCCAGCCAGUCCCCGGUGUUGGGGAACUACGAUGUGUCGUCCGAUGAGCUCGACGGGCCGAUGACCGCGAGCAUGGCGCUGUACUUUCUGCUCAUGCUCUCGAAGUCGGUGCCCCUGCCGUCGCAGCCGUCGGCGCAUCUCAACGUAGGCGGGCCGGGGGCGCUGACGCGGCAGCGUGUUCUGCCCGAUGGGAAGGACAAAUGGAUUCCUGAGCCGCAGAUCGGGGAGCGGCGGGACGCGAAGCGCGUCCGGGGCUGGGUCUGGCCGCAAGAUGCGUGGCAUCGACGCGAGGGAGGGGGCAUGCCUCGUUCGCGGGCGAUGACUGCGGAGCCUAAGACGAAGAAGUGGCAUAAAUAG